Impatiens glandulifera is the source of this 1316-nucleotide messenger RNA. RefSeq names its product peroxisome biogenesis protein 7. Gene Ontology annotation, cellular component: peroxisomal matrix; cytosol. Lineage: Eukaryota; Viridiplantae; Streptophyta; Magnoliopsida; Ericales; Balsaminaceae. The record is from RefSeq and is a predicted model, not a curated record. The transcript is spliced from 2 exons. Bases 163 to 1113 code for a protein of 316 amino acids. Gene Ontology annotation, biological process: protein import into peroxisome matrix. Gene Ontology annotation, molecular function: protein binding.
GCUCACUAGGUUCGGUUCCCAUCCUCCAUUCCAUUUCUCCAAGCUGAAUCCUGCAAUUAGAGAGAGAAAGAGAAACGCUCUGAGCCUCCACCGUCGCAGUCCACCGACCGCCAUCGCAGCCUCCAUCGUCACUGCCUCCCUCAUCGCAGGGCCCAAACAACCAUGCCUGUGUUCAAGACCCCAUUCAACGGCUACUCCGUGAAGUUUAGCCCCUUCUUUGAGAACCGCCUAGCUGUCGCCACUUCCCAAAACUUCGGAAUCCUUGGAAACGGGCGUGUCCAUGUUCUCGACCUCGUACCCACUGGACCCAUCGCUGAAAUCGCAGCCUUCGACACCGCCGACGGAGUUUACGACGUCGCGUGGUCCGAAUCCCACGAAUCUCUCCUCAUCGCCGCCAGUGCAGAUGGUUCGAUAAAGCUCUACGAUCUAUCCCUCCCUCCCGCCUCAAACCCUGUCCGUUCCUUCCAAGAGCACACGCGUGAGGCCCACUCAGUUGACUACAACCCCGUCCGCCGUGACUCUUUCGUAACCGCCUCUUGGGACGACACCGUCAAGCUAUGGACGAUUGAUCGCCCCACGAGCGUCCGCACAUUCAAGGAACACGCCUAUUGCGUGUACUCCGCCGCAUGGAAUCCUCGCCACGCGGACGUAUUUGCGUCGGCCUCAGGCGACUGCACUGCCCGAAUAUGGGAUGUUAGGGAACCGGGAUCGACUAUGAUACUUCCCGCGCACGAGUUCGAGAUCUUGUCAUGCGAUUGGAACAAGUACGACGAUUGUGUCAUCGCGACAGCGUCGGUUGACAAGUCUAUUAAGGUUUGGGAUGUUCGGAGCUAUAGGAUCCCGGUGGCAGUGCUGAAUGGGCAUGGUUACGCGGUGAGGAAAGUGAAGUUCUCGCCGCAUAGAGGGAGUUUGAUCGCGUCGUGUUCUUAUGAUAUGGCGGUUUGUUUGUGGGAUUAUAUGGUGGAGGAUGCACUAAUAGCUAGGUAUGAUCAUCAUACCGAAUUUGCAGUUGGUGUGGAUAUGAGUGUUCUUGUUGAAGGGUUGUUGGCUAGUACUGGAUGGGAUGAACUUGUUUAUGUUUGGCAACAUGGAACUGAUCCUAGAGCAUCUUGAAAGGUUUCAAGUUCUUGAUCACCUUCUUUGUGUUAUUUUUUUUCUCUUUCUAUUUGAAGGUAUAAUUUUCUAUUGAUACCUACAAUUGUGGUGUAAUAAUUGGAAUUUUAUGUGUAUUAAUAGUAUUAUUGAAGAAGUUAAAACUAAUAAAAUAAAACUCAAAUGGGGAAUAUUAUCAUAAAGUUUAGUUUAAUUGUUUAAUU